Messenger RNA from Dinoponera quadriceps, 1291 nucleotides. It is a transcript of the gene Gnpnat, whose product is annotated as probable glucosamine 6-phosphate N-acetyltransferase. Gene Ontology annotation, biological process: UDP-N-acetylglucosamine biosynthetic process. The coding region runs from base 367 to 936 and encodes 189 amino acids. NCBI's taxonomy places the organism in Eukaryota, Metazoa, Arthropoda, Insecta, Hymenoptera, Formicidae. The record is from RefSeq and is a predicted model, not a curated record. Gene Ontology annotation, cellular component: endoplasmic reticulum; endoplasmic reticulum-Golgi intermediate compartment; Golgi apparatus. The transcript is spliced from 5 exons. Gene Ontology annotation, molecular function: monosaccharide binding; glucosamine 6-phosphate N-acetyltransferase activity.
CGCGAUAGCUCUAAAUAGCGUUUCCUUGAACGCACCCAAUUUUAAUCCAUAGUGUGAUAAUGAUUUACAAUUCCAAUUCAGACUCGCUGUGAUUUCAUUGGUCGAUUUCCAACCCCAAUUCGCAAUCCCAAUCUCUAAUCUAUAGUCUGAUAUGGGUUUUAUAUUACCUGCAAGGCUACAAAAAAGUUCUUGGAACCAGUAUCGAGAGAGAGAGAGAGAGAAAGAGAAUCGUGAAUGCUAUCUAAUGCAGGCAGUUCAGUUAAAAAGAAUAAACCUAUACCUGUAGUCAUCGAGUUGCUCUCAGGUAUCGCAAGUGUGAUUCGACGACAAGUUUAGAGAGUGUAACUGCCAGAUUGUGAAACGAAAAUGAGCAAGGCACAGGAAAAAUUCCUUUUAAAUGAUGAAGUUAAUCUCUUUAAUCCCACUAUAUUAGAGAGAUUGUCAUUACCACCCACUGAUGGAUUAUUUAUAAGACCAUUAAGAAGUACAGAUUACGAGAAAGGUUUCUUGGUUCUUUUGUCUCAAUUGACUGAUGUUGGAAAUGUUACCAAGGAACAAUUUUUGAAUAAAUUUUACAGCAUGAAGACUGCAGGUGGUUAUUUCAUUGUUGUUAUUGAAGAUAUAUAUACUGAAAAAGUAAUUGCCUGUGCAACAUUAGUUGUAGAACAGAAGUUUAUCCAUAACUGUGGUGUGCGAGGUCGUUUGGAAGAUGUAGUAGUCAACAACAGUUACAGAGGCAAGUCAUUAGGCAAACUAGUGGUGACAAUCAUAAUGCAGUUGUCACAUCAUUUCCACUGUUACAAGUUAUCUUUGGACUGCACGGAUCGUUUAGUACCGUUCUAUGAAAAUAUAGGUUUUAAACGGGAACCUAACAAUGCGAACCAUCUCAAUAUGCGAUUCCCAAAUGAUAACGUUAAUGAACAGUCUCACUUAUAGCAAUAGACCGACCAUUUUAUCGAGGCCUUAUCUACUAUAACGAUCAAUUAAAAUUCUUAUUCAUUUAAGCAUAUAUUUCUGGAAAUUUGACAAUUUGUAUUUUUUAUGGAGAAAAUAUCUCAUUAGCAAAAAUUAAAAAAAAAUCUAUGCCCUAUUCGUAAGAUAUUAUCUAUAAUAUUGUUGCUUGUAUAUUGGUACGCGGUUAAUAGGCUGAUUAAAUAUUUUAUAUUAUUUAACUUACCAUUUGUCCUAAGAAGGUUCUAUACAUGUAAAUAAAAUAAUGUUUUAUAUCAUAGACUGUAUAGGAUGUAAAAACAUAGUAAUUUGUUAAAUAAAAUAAUUAAAUUUUUCUUAA